ACCACCGCUUAUAUUUGAACACCAAAAGCCUUAACCACUAAGCUAUCUGACACGUAAAUAUACACCUGCAAUGCAACAGCUUCAUUGAAUAGCUAGCUACCUAGCUAAGAUGCAAAAAAAUAUGAGAAGUCGGCGGUCCAAAAUGGAUGAAGAAAGUGGGUAUGCCGUUGAUUUCUUUGGGGCGAUUCCAGAAGGGUUUGUGGCCAAGGCUUUGUCGCUCACAAGCCCUCGAGAUGCGUGCAGGUUGUCGUUGGUUUGCUCGUUUUUUAGGUCGGCGGCGGAAUGGGACGACGUGUGGGAGAGUUUCUUGCCACCGGAGUACCGGAGGAUUACGGAGGAGGACGGUGGUUGUUCGUUGAGCUUCCGGUCCAAGAAGCAGUUGUAUCUGCGUCUGUGUGAUCAUCCCAUCAUCAUCGACGGUGGAAAUAAGAGCUUCAAUCUGGACAAACACACUGGUAAGAAAUGCUACAUGCUGGCUGCAAGGGAUCUAUCAAUCGUUUGGGGUGAUACUCCAAGGUACUGGAGAUGGAUCUCAUUGCCCGAGUCACGGUUUAAAGAGGUGGCGGAGCUCAUAAGUGUUUGUUGGCUUGAAGUCCAUGGGAGGAUUUGCACUUCAAUGCUAUCACCAAACACAGUUUAUGUAGCAUUCAUGGUGUUCAAAUCAACAUCUGAAACUCAUGGGUUUGACAACCAACCCGCAGAGGUUUCGAUGGGGAUAAAUGGGCUCGAGAGCCAAACCCAUACAGUGUUUAUUGAUCCCGAAGGUGGUGGAGAAAGAAGGCGUUACCCAGUCGUUCCAAGAAGAGGAAUGGGAAUGUUAUUAAGAGGUCGUGAGCCGAACCCAAAUUUGACCCGAAGCCCAAGCCCGGUUACGGUGAGUUCAAAUGACAAAGUGCCUAAAGAAAGAGAAGAUGGGUGGGUGGAGAUUGAGCUUGGUGAGUAUCUUGUGAAGAAAGGGGAAGGUGAACUGGUAAUGAGCAUGAAAGAAGUGAAAGGGAGGAAUUGGAAGGGUGGGCUUGUGAUUCAAGGGAUUGAGAUUAGACCAAAGCCUUUUAUAAGUUGAGUGAUGAUGUUUCUUGUCUUUGGUGGGCUAUUAAUCUAGUGGCCUUUGGAAGUUUUUUAUUUUAUAGCUUUGGAGUUUUGGUGUGUUACCAUUUGUGCCAAGAUGAUUGCAUGAUAGACCGAUUUGGGUUGAAUGCUUGAUGUAACGUCAAAUAGUUGGUAAUUUUGUGUGGAUGUACAAAAGUAGUCAUUUGUAAUAAUUGCAAUUGCAUGUCUAUGGUUUGGGUUAA
Helianthus annuus (common sunflower) is the source of this 1292-nucleotide messenger RNA. Its product is annotated as putative F-box protein PP2-B12. The transcript has 3 exons. The record is from RefSeq and is a predicted model, not a curated record. Gene Ontology annotation, molecular function: protein binding. NCBI's taxonomy places the organism in Eukaryota, Viridiplantae, Streptophyta, Magnoliopsida, Asterales, Asteraceae. The coding region runs from base 110 to 1063 and encodes 317 amino acids.